UUGCAAACGACUAAACGGUCACACUGAAUCCCCCUUCGAUUCUCCAAAAACAGCGAGCAGAAAAGAAUUUGCAAAGUGUUCUGAGCGCAGCAACAACAACGAGAGCCACAAAUCAGCGGAGAACAGGAGCAUGAGUAUGGCCACCAGCGGUAUUGUCGAGUCAUUUCCCACGGGCGCCCUGGUGCCCAAGGCCGAGACGGGGGUGCUGAACUUCCUGCAAAAGUAUCCGGACUACGAUGGCCGCGACGUCACCAUAGCCAUCUUCGACUCCGGUGUGGAUCCUCGUGCAACGGGACUUGAGACGCUCUGCGAUGGCAAGACGGUGAAGGUGAUCGAGCGCUACGACUGCUCCGGUUGCGGCGACGUCGACAUGAAGAAGAAGGUGACGCCCGACGAGAACGGCAACGUAAAGGGACUUUCCGGCAACACGCUCAAACUCAGUCAGGAGUUGUUGUCCUUAAACACGGAUCCCGAAAAGACUGUCCGCGUGGGCCUUAAGAGCUUCAGCGAUCUGGUGCCCAGUAAAGUGAGGAACAAUAUCGUUGCCCAGGCGAAGUUGAAGAACUGGGACAAGCCCCACAAGACAGCCACCGCGAACGUCAAUCGCAAGAUUGUCGAUUUUGAGUCACAAAACCCAGGGGAAGCCUCGAAGCUGCCCUGGGACAAAAAGAUCGUAAAGGAGAACCUAGACUUUGAACUAGAGAUGCUCAACAGCUAUGAGAAGAUGUACGGCGACAUUAAGACCUCCUACGACUGCCUCCUUUUUCCCACGGCCAACGGCUGGCUGACGAUCAUCGAUACCACGGAGAAGGGCGAUCUGGAGCAGGCCCUGCGCAUCGGCGAGUACUCGCUCACGCACGAGACCCGCAAUGUGGACGACUUCCUGUCCAUAUCCGUGAACGUGCACGACGAGGGCAAUGUGCUGGAGGUGGUGGGCAUGUGCUCGCCCCACGGUACCCACGUUGCCUCCAUUGCCAGUGGUAAUCACAGCUCACGGGACGUUGACGGAGUAGCUCCCAAUGCCAAGAUCGUAUCGAUGAGCAUCGGAGAUGGGCGUUUGGGGUCCAUGGAGACCGGUACCUCCUUGGUGCGGGCCAUGACCAAGGUGAUGGAGCUGUGCCGCGACGGCAGGACCAUCGACGUGAUCAACAUGAGCUACGGCGAGCAUGCCAACUGGUCGAAUUCCGGCCGGAUUGGGGAGCUGAUGAACGAGGUAGUCAACAAGUACGGCGUUGUUUGGGUAGCCUCGGCCGGCAACCACGGUCCUGCUCUCUGCACCGUGGGCACUCCGCCGGACAUCAGUCAGCCCAGUUUGAUUGGAGUGGGUGCCUACGUGUCCCCCCAGAUGAUGGAGGCCGAGUAUGCGAUGCGAGAGAAGCUGCCCGGCAACGUCUACACCUGGACGUCGCGGGAUCCCUGCAUAGACGGCGGCCAGGGCGUGACAGUGUGCGCUCCAGGCGGAGCCAUUGCGUCCGUUCCGCAAUUCACCAUGGCCAAGUCACAGCUGAUGAAUGGCACAAGCAUGGCCGCACCCCAUGUGGCCGGCGCCGUGGCGCUGCUCAUCUCCGGGCUGAAGCAGCAGAAUAUCGAGUAUUCGCCGUACAGUAUUAAGCGAGCGCUCGGCGCCACAGCCACCAAGUUGGGCUACGUGGAUCCCUUUGCCCAGGGCCAUGGACUGUUGAAUGUAGAGAAGGCCUUCGACCACCUGACGGAGCACAAGCAGUCAAAGGACAAUAUGCUAAGGUUCUCAGUGCGCGUGGGCAACAACCAGGCUAAGGGCAUCCACCUGCGCCAGGGCGUUCAGCGGAAGUUCGUCGAUUACAAUGUCAACAUUGAGCCGGUCUUUUUGAACGACAAGGAGGCGGACCCCAAGGAAAAGUUUAACUUCAAUGUGCGCCUGAAUCUGAUAGCCUCGCAGACCUGGGUGCAGUGCGGAGCCUUCCUGGAUCUCAGCUACGGCACCCGUUCCAUUGCGGUGCGCGUGGAUCCAACUGGCCUGCAGCCGGGCGUGCACAGCGCCGUAAUUCAGGCCUUUGACACGGACUGCGUGCAGAAGGGAUCUCUCUUUGAGAUUCCCAUUACUGUGGUCCAGCCGCAUGUCCUGGAGUCGGAGCAGAACACUCCCAUCUUCGAGCCCGCUUCCAAGACCGUGGAGUUUCAGCCGAACACCAUCCAGAGGGACUUUAUUCUCGUGCCAGAGCGUGCCACUUGGGCGGAGCUGCGCAUGCGUGUCACCGAUCCCAAUCGCGGCAAGGACGUGGGCAAGUUCUUCGUGCACACGAACCAGCUGCUGCCCAAGCAGUCCUGCCUCAAGCUGGAGACCAUGAAGAUCGUGCCUGUGGGCUCGGAGCACGAGUUCACCACGGUUUUCAAGGUUAAGGGUGGCAAGAUUCUGGAGCUGUGCAUUGCGAAGUACUGGUCCAACUUUGGGCAAAGUCACCUGAAGUACAGCCUGGUGUUUCGCGGCCUUGAGGCCCACAAUCCAAAUGCCUAUGUCAUGCAUGCGGCUAGUGGCAUUCACAAACUGGAAAUCGAGGCCUUGGUGUCGGAGGACUUGCAGCCGCAGCUGCAGUUGAAGAACGCCGUCGUGGUGCUGAAGCCAAGCGAGGCCAAGAUCUCGCCGCUGAGCGCCACCCGGGACGUGAUACCAGACGGACGCCAGGUGUACCAGAACCUGUUGGUCUACAACCUGAACGUGGCCAAGCCGGCCGAGGUGUCCUUGUAUGCCCCGAUCUUCACUGACUUACUCUACGAGUCAGAGUUCGAGUCGCAGAUGUGGAUGCUGCACGAUGCGAACAAGGCCCUUGUGGCCACCGGCGAUGCCCAUUCCCGCAACUUCUACACGAAGCUCGACAAGGGCGACUACACCAUUCGCCUGCAGGUGCGCCACGAGAAGCGCGAUCUGCUGGAGAAGAUCUCGGAAGCCAAUAUGGUAGCCUCCUACAAGCUGGCCAAUGUGCUCAGCCUCGACUUCCACGAGAACUACAACCAGUGCAUUGUGGGUGGGCGUAAGUUUGUCUCUGCACCUAUGAGAGGCGCCACCCGUGUGCUCUACAUUGCCCCCAUUGCCCAGGAGCGGCUCACAAAGGCCAAUCUGCCUGCCCAGUGCUCCUGUCUGAGCGGCAACCUAAUCUUUCCCCAGGACGAGGCUGGUCGUCGUGUGGCCCUGCAUCCCUUCCACUAUAUCCUCAAUCCCGCCGAGAAGAAGACGUCCACGAAUGGCGCUAGCAACGGUUCCCCUCCGGCCGGCUCCACUGCAGCAGCUGCUGCCGCUGUCACUGCCAAUGGCACUAAGCCGAAGGCCACUCCCCAGGCGGCCACAUCUGUGGCUAAUCCAGCGGCCGGUGAUGGUGUCACUGUCCAGAACGAUGCCCCGGUGGAGAGCGGUGCCUGCCCUGCCUCGCCCAAGAAGGGCAAAACCAACGCCGACGAUUAUGCAGAGAGCUUGCGUGACUUCCAGUGCUCGCACAUCGUCAAGUGCGAACCCGAGAUGGCCGAGAAGAUCUACAACGAGGUGAUUGGCGCCCAUCCCAAGCACCUGCAGGCCCACUUGCUGCUCAUCCAGAGCAUUGAGACCACGCAGCUGAAGUCGCAGCUGCCGCUGACUUUUGCCAAUGCCCAAAAGUCGUCGCCAGAGGAGGCAGGAGAGGGUUCCGAUAAGCAGAAGGAGGAGCAAAAGAAGAUGCGCGGCGCCCUUGAGCGCAUUGUCAAGCUGGCCGAAAAGGUGAUCCAGGAGACCGAUUCCGAGGCGUUGCUUUCGUACUACGGCCUCAAGAACGAUACUCGGCCCGAUGCGGCCAAGAUUAAGACCACCAUGGACAAGCAAAAGAAUAAUCUCAUUGAGGCACUCAGCAAGAAGGGCAUUGCCCUGGCCAAGCUGGCAGUGUUGGAUGAUAACGUCAAGGAUCGUGUGGCCGACAUCAACGACCUGUACACGGAGGUCAUCAAGUUCGUCGACGCCACCGACUCCAAGGCCAUUCAAUUCGCCCUUUGGCACGCCUAUGCCCAUGCCCAUUACGGGCGCAUGUACAAGUGCGUGGUCAAGCUGAUCGAGGAGAAGCGCGCCCGCGAGCACUUCGAGGAGCUGGCCGCCAUCAACGCUGCCCUGGGUCACGAGCACAUCCGGGCGGUCAUCAAUCGCAUGAUGAUAACUGCUUUCCCCAGCAGCUUCCGUCUGUUCUAGACAUUAGCCGUUCGACAGUAGCCACAAUACUAAUUAUGCACGCUUCAAUGCGAUCAUUGUUUUUUAUAUAUACCGUACUCAAUAUGUAAAUGAAUAAAAGAUAUUAAUUGAAAA
This is a messenger RNA of Drosophila kikkawai, 4297 nucleotides long. RefSeq names its product Tripeptidyl-peptidase II (gene TppII). Gene Ontology annotation, cellular component: cytosol. Gene Ontology annotation, biological process: proteolysis. The record is from RefSeq and is a predicted model, not a curated record. Gene Ontology annotation, molecular function: tripeptidyl-peptidase activity; serine-type endopeptidase activity. Lineage: Eukaryota; Metazoa; Arthropoda; Insecta; Diptera; Drosophilidae.